Trichoderma atroviride IMI 206040 is the source of this 1266-nucleotide messenger RNA. The record is from RefSeq and is a predicted model, not a curated record. NCBI's taxonomy places the organism in Eukaryota, Fungi, Ascomycota, Sordariomycetes, Hypocreales, Hypocreaceae.
AAAGAGCUCAUAUAUCCCUGCCAAAUACUGUUCCCAUUUCCUUCAAACAUACCAAAGCAAGAACUUGUUGAGAAAGAAGAUUUCCGUCAUCAUGAGCAUCAUCGACUUUUUCUUCCGCUACAAAAAGGGCAAGGUUUCCUCCCAACCUCCCUGUCAUCUCCUUCAGUUGCCCGUCGAUAUGCUUGUCGAAAUUCUAGCUUUCCUCCCGCCUUAUACGCUAUUACUCGUCUACCAGACUUGUCGUCCCCUGCGCACAAUCAUUCAUCAGUUCUUCCUAGCUGGUAGAGGUGAUAUACUAUCCAACGCGACGCCAGAGGAUAGACUUCUAUACCUCACCCACUCCUCCAGGCUUCAGCCGGAUCGAUGGGUUUGUGCUAAAUGCUGCAAGCUCCAUAGAAUCCACGGAGAAGAUACGCCAUAUAAAAGCAGCCCCCGUCACCUCAGCUGUGUGGACGGACUGGACAUCUCCGAGCGGUACGGCGAGUCUAAAUAUUUUGCCUAUGUCCCAAAGCAUAGACACGUCCAACUUACGCUCAAGUAUACGCGACUGGAGAAUAAAGAAAGAGUGUAUAAUAAGUAUCUUCUAAAACUGCUUGAGCCAUACCACCAUCAGCUUCAAGAAGCGUAUUGGACCAUAACCCGAGGCGUCGAAGUAAGGUUUUCGGCUUAUCCCAAGGUGGUUAAUGGAAGAUAUUUACUCUUGUCCAUCUGGACAUACCUCGAUUACGAGAUCAAGGUGUCACGCAAGUCUAUACGAUAUCUGGAUAUAUGCCCCCAUUACUCUCAAAGAGAAGUAAGACAGAACCUUCAUUGGGGGGCAAUCGCGCUUGCGGGAAUCGAGCGAGCUCUUGAUACAGCCUUCGCAAUAAGAGGUGCUCCAAUGCGUUUCUCUUGUGGUUCCUGUAAGACGGAUUUCUCCAUUGAAACUUCGUCUGGGCGCGUUACUAUAUGCAUAUGGCAAGAUUUUGGACCAGAAGGAACGGUGUUUGAUAAGGGGUGGGCAGCGAUAGCACGCGAUACUGGUGCUUUGUAUCAUCGACGACAAAGCAUUCGACAGUUAUAUGGUCCACACAAUCAUGGCGGGGAAAUGAUUGAAUAGGUAGAACCUACGACAUACACAAUGGCUGUAAAUGAAUGAUGAAUUUAAUGUAUAGACAUAGAUAGAUUUAUUUGUAAUACAAUUGGUUAUACAUGUUCAAAAAAUCCGCAAAGGGUGAUGCAAUAGAGGGCUGUACCAAGCUCUUAGUUCAGUGGAUAAAGAUAGCC